GCUGCUGCUGUUCCUGGGCUGCUGCUGAACUGUGUGUGUAUGUAUAUGUGUGUGUGCGCGGAGAGGGGAUCACUCACUCCGCCGGCUAAGAGGAGAGUUGCUGGACUACGAGAAGACCGAGGCAUUCCAAUGUACCCAGUUGACCUGGAAAACAAGGAGAAUGGCUCCAUUGGUGUCCAAAACGCCAUAGAGAAUAGGAGACCAACUGACCCUGUGGACUGGGACGUGAUAGAUGUCGUCAAUUAUUUCCGGAGAGUGGGAUUUGCAGAACAAGCCCUUGCUUUUCAGGAACAGGAAAUUGAUGGAAAAUCCCUGCUGCUGAUGACAAGAAAUGAUGUGUUGACAGGACUUUCAUUAAAAUUGGGUCCUGCCUUGAAAAUCUACGAAUAUCAUGUAAAACCGCUGCAGACACAACAUUUAAAGAACAACUCCUCAUAG
Messenger RNA from Dromiciops gliroides (monito del monte), 438 nucleotides. It is a transcript of the gene SAMD13, whose product is annotated as sterile alpha motif domain containing 13. The transcript has 4 exons. NCBI's taxonomy places the organism in Eukaryota, Metazoa, Chordata, Mammalia, Microbiotheria, Microbiotheriidae. The record is from RefSeq and is a predicted model, not a curated record. The coding region runs from base 40 to 438 and encodes 132 amino acids. Gene Ontology annotation, molecular function: protein binding.